Molecule: messenger RNA, 1181 nt
Organism: Armigeres subalbatus
Lineage: Eukaryota; Metazoa; Arthropoda; Insecta; Diptera; Culicidae
Product: alpha-tocopherol transfer protein-like
Exons: 4
Coding region: 184-1110 (308 amino acids)
Cellular component (GO): membrane
Molecular function (GO): phosphatidylinositol bisphosphate binding
Source: RefSeq, a predicted model, not a curated record
CAGUGCGAAUACCCAGUCUAUUGAGUGAAGUCGGAAAAAUACAUAAACUCAUACAGCUGCACUCAAUUUGCAAAUUCAUUACUGUGGAAUAAUUAGAGGUCUUACGCACUGCUCAGUUUCGAAACCAUCGGUGCGCAGUGAGUGAGUGUGCUGCUUUGCUGAAUAAACCAUCAUUCCAAGAAAAUGGCUUCCCUCAGACCACUGGCUCCUGAAUUGGCGGAAAUAGCCAAAAAUGAAUUGAACGAGGUACCAGCACGAAUCCCGGAGGAUCUGGUCGCUCUGAGGGCCUGGCUUUCGAAGCAACCACACCUCAAUCCUCGCACCGAUGAUCAAUUUCUGGUAAACUUCCUCCGUGGAUGCAAAUACAGCUUGGAGAAAACCAAAGAAAAGUUGGAAAACUACUAUACCGUCAAGUCGGCGAUUCCAGAAUUUUUCGACAACCGUGAUCCGACAAAUGCAAAAAUUCAAGAAAAUGCAAUGUUAGGAGUCAACCUGCCGCUUCCACAUACAAUGGGACCUGACGGACCACGAAUCGUGCUUGCGCGAAUGGGAUCAUACGACCCUAGCUUGUAUUCAAUAGUAGACAUAAUGAAGGUGUGCUACAUGAUCAGUGAUCUGCUGCUCUUAAAUGACGAUACAACUGUCAUUGCUGGCCACAUGGUGCUCGUUGAUCUCCGAGGACUUUCCUUAGCAACGCUAUCUCAGUUUAGUCCCACAUUUAUAAAGAAAAUGACAUCGGUAAUAGAAGCUUUUCCAAUCCGAAUCAAAGGCAUCCACUUUGUGAAUCCAUCGACUGGAUUUGACGCUCUCUUCAGAAUGUUCCACGGGUUUCUGAGCAAGAAGAUUCAAGACCGCAUUGCUGUACACGACAACUUCGACGGGCUGCACCAGGUUAUUCCGAAAUCUUUUCUACCGGAAGAGUACGGAGGUAGUGGCGGAAAAUUGGAUACUAUCAUUGCGGAUUGCCGCGACAAUCUAGUGGCCCAUCGCCAGACUUUCCUAGACGAUGCGAAAUACCGCAAUGAUGAACGAAAACGAAUAGGAAAACCGAAAACUGCUAGUGCGUUGUUCGGCGUUGAGGGUUCUUUCAGAAGCUUGGAGUUCGAUUAAUCAAAGGUCUAAGAUAUGUUUUUUGUGCAGGUGUUGUCAAAAACAAAUACAUUUAAAGGUUGUAAGUGAAA